Messenger RNA from Raphanus sativus (radish), 906 nucleotides. Its product is annotated as glutathione S-transferase T3-like. NCBI's taxonomy places the organism in Eukaryota, Viridiplantae, Streptophyta, Magnoliopsida, Brassicales, Brassicaceae. The transcript has a single exon. The coding region runs from base 1 to 906 and encodes 301 amino acids. The record is from RefSeq and is a predicted model, not a curated record.
AUGGAUUCUUCAAAUCCAUUUACUCAGUCUUCAGGUUUUCUGGAUCUGUCAAGUAGCCAACAGUGUGAUCCUGUCUCACAAAGCAUAGCUCUUGGAUCUUCAGAAGUUCCUCUUUUUAGUUCCCAGGGGACUAAUGCUCCAACUCAAGCUGAAGAGACAACUGAAGACAUAAGAGGCGGAAGGGAUUGGUCACAGAAGGAAGAUGUGGUGCUCAUACGUGCUUGGCUUAACACAAGCAAAGAUCCGAUCAUAGGGUAUGAUCGAAGGCCUGGCUCCUUUUGGAAAAGAGUUGGAGCUUACUUCAAUGCAAGUCCUCAUCUUGUCGGUAUGCCAGAUAGAGAGGUUGGCAACUGUAAGCAAAGGUGGUCCAAGAUCGAUGACCAAGUCAACGAGUUUGUUGGCUCGUUAUGUGCUGCAACAAGAAUGCAGUCAAGUGGGCAGAAUGACAAUGAUGUAAUGAAGCUUGCUAAUGAAAUCUAUCACAAUGAUUACGGUGCCAAGUUCACACUUGAGCAUUGUUGGAGGGAGCUCAAAAAUGAACAGAAAUGGCGGGUAAAUUUUGGGACAGAUAACAGCAAGUCAAAAAGAAGGAAGGGUGAAGAUGGUUCUCAAGCUUCUUCUGUCCAGUCAUCAAGCCUUGGAGAUGAAGAAGAGGCUCGUCCUGAAGGUGUGAAGAAGGCAAAGGCAAGGUUGAAGGCUCAAAGGAGGGCCAAAGAGAUGGAAGCAACCAGCAGAAAGCCUGUGGAGAAGUUCCAAGAGAUGUUUGAGAUAAGGAAGCAUUACUUUGAAAUGAAGGAGAAGCUUACUAAGCAACAUAAGUUGGAGACUCUCCUUAGAAAAAAAGAGCCUCUUAGUGAGAUUGAACUGGCUUUAAAGAACAAACUAAUAAAAGAUAUGUUGUCAUAA